Molecule: messenger RNA, 2131 nt
Organism: Rhagoletis zephyria (snowberry fruit fly)
Lineage: Eukaryota; Metazoa; Arthropoda; Insecta; Diptera; Tephritidae
Molecular function (GO): nucleic acid binding
Source: RefSeq, a predicted model, not a curated record
UACUCAGACAACGGAACGAACUUCGUAGGAGCUUCACAAUUAUUAGCCAAAGAUCGACGAGAAUUUGUAAAAAUCCUUAAAACCGAAGUCACAGCCAGUUAUACCCAUCAAAACGUCAACUGACACUUCAACCCUCCCGGAGCUCCACAUAUGGGUGGACUAUGGGAAGCCGGAGUAAAAAGUUUGAAAACUCAUUUAAAAAAGGUAUCAAAAAUCCAGAAAUUCACCUUUGAAGAAUUAGCUACCCUACUUACCCGCAUCGAGAGUUGCUUAAACUCACGUCCAUUGAGCCCUUCAAGCGAUGAUCCAACUAAUUUGGAACCUAUAACCCCAGGACACUUCCUUAUAGGUGCCCCGUUACUCACCCCUGCCGAACCCAACUUGGACGACGAAAAUUUAAGCAUCGCAAACAGAUGGCAGAAUUUAAAAAUACUCCACCAGCAUUUCUGUAAAAGAUGGAAGGAGGAAUACUUAAGGGAACUCCACAAGCGAUAUAAGUGGAAAUACCCUCAACGAAACAUUGAAGUGGGUGACUUAGUCGUCAUUAGAAAUGAAAACUUACCCCCAAACGAAUGGAAACUAGGCCGAAUCGAGAAGGCCUAUUUCAGUUCGGACAACAAAACCCGGGUGGUCGAAAUUCGCACCGCUCAAGGCAUUACAACCCGCCCAUCACAAAAGUCGUGAUAUUGAACACCCAUUAACCUAUAAGUUUUCUUUCUUUGUAGAAAAAUGGCACCAACUAACGUUUCCCGGAACUCCGCAGCAAACAGCAGCACUCGGCGAAGCAGCCCAACCUCCACCAUCCGCUGCCUAAGCAUGACCCGCAGCAUUUCACCUAUAUCGGAUAUAGAAACCCUCUCUAAGCGUGCACAACGCUUCCGUGCAACCCUUUCUCCUAUACGUGAGGAAAAGGAAAGUGGUAUCCAUCGCACGGCCCGACCCAAAAUCACUCACACUCGUCACCAUAAGUACGACCCACACCGCCAUGUAGCAUGCGGUUUAUGCAAGAAGGACCAUCGCUUGGUGACUUGCACAAAGUAUACUAACAUGAAUAUUCAUGAGAAGUACAACGCAGUCAUCAAGACCCACUAUUGCAGAAAUUGCUUGGCCAGGUCACACAAACACACAAAAAUGCACAAGUGAGAAGAGGUGUUCGACGUGCAAUGGAAAACACCAUUCUUCCCUUCACGGCCGCCCAAGAUUCAACACCGAGGUGGAUACAAAACACCAGAAAAAAGAAAAAACUCACGCUCCACCAGUUAAUACUAAAAUACCGUCAUUACUGGCCAAGCAGACCCUAAUACCGACGGAAAUCGUUCGGCUCAAGCAUGCCGGCAUAUGGCAUAAGGUUCGAGCCUUAAUAAACCCGACCCAAAAAUUGACAACCGUUGCAGACGAGCUGGUGAGAAAGCUAUCAUUGCCGAUCACAUUCCUCAACGCUCAUCGUAUAUGCAACAUGCACUAACGGAUAACAAAUUUCGCAUCGAGUGUAACAGUUUGAUCACUAAGGAUCUACCCAAACAGCCGUAAGCAAAAACCCGAUUCGAUCACUUAGUCCUCGCUGACCCCAAGUUCACGUCCAAUGGGAACCUCAAUUUGGAAUUAGGAGCCGACGUUUACCCACUCAUCCUCAGAAGCGGAGUGUUUAAUCCGGACAAUGGCAUGGUCGUAGCCCAGAACACAGCAUUUGGUUGGACCCUAACUGGCACUAUAUAAAAUAGCCCAAUCUACCCUAAGUAUACUUCGCUACUGAAAAUUUCCCAAUUUAAAUCAACUGAGUUAUAUGUCUAUCCACCCCACUAAUUUCUAUUUUAUUCGCAGAUUUUGCUAGGUGGCCGGGAUGUUUAUUCCAAAUAAACACAUCCCUGCAUUAUGCUCCUGAACUCCGAAAAGCGAAGGAAGGAUAAUGCAGGAAUGAAAAACCGCGCCAACUUAACUCCAAGAAAGACAGUUUUUAUAAAACUACCCGCGCAUCAACACGCAAGCGAUAGCAGCCUCAAUAGAAGACAGCAACAACAAUCAAUAACAUAUACAACACGGAAAACAUAACGUUAAACAGGUCAAUAUAAAUAAAACCUAACUAACUCAAAUACAAUAAAUACACACAUAACACAAUUAACCUCAUUGUACA